AUGGCCUCGAAAUGCACAGGUGAUUGUCUAAACAUCAAAAGCGACGCCGCUUGCGUCCGGCCAGGUACGACUUACGCCAAUCUCUACAAAUGGCCGGUGGCCGAGGCGGAGUUCGUACGAUCUAUCAGCCAAGGCGGAAGCCAGCGUCGUAGCACUGUGGUGGACGGCAUCUCUUGUCGGCAGAUGUACCUUAGAAGCUAUACCUUCUCAACAAAAGAGGAGAACAAAGGCGGUGGAGAUCAAGAUGGUGAUGACGAUGGUUGCCAGAGAAACCAAAGGAGAUGUUUUGCAGGAGGAGGAGGAGGUAGGAAGAAGACGGCGAACAAUGGUAUGGGGACGAGUAAAACUAUGUCGUUUGUUGUCAGAGUCUUAUGGAAAUGUUUGACUUGUACUUCCUCUACAAGGGUUAAUGUUGAAGAGUGA
Molecule: messenger RNA, 423 nt
Organism: Microthlaspi erraticum
Lineage: Eukaryota; Viridiplantae; Streptophyta; Magnoliopsida; Brassicales; Brassicaceae
Source: the annotation of a GenBank genome assembly